Etheostoma spectabile (orangethroat darter) is the source of this 4373-nucleotide messenger RNA. RefSeq names its product carnitine palmitoyltransferase 1Ab (liver) (gene cpt1ab). Gene Ontology annotation, biological process: fatty acid metabolic process; carnitine metabolic process. Bases 278 to 2596 code for a protein of 772 amino acids. Gene Ontology annotation, molecular function: carnitine O-palmitoyltransferase activity. The record is from RefSeq and is a predicted model, not a curated record. The transcript has 20 exons. Lineage: Eukaryota; Metazoa; Chordata; Actinopteri; Perciformes; Percidae. Gene Ontology annotation, cellular component: mitochondrion.
GAGCGUAGGUUUCCGUGUAAUGUGGAGGAACUGACCCAAACGACGCACUAUUCCACAAGAUACCUCAGGAGGGCGCUGUUUCUACCAGGACGUGGUCUGCAGGCCACUUGACUAAAAAGGGGCCGGCUGUGUAUACAAGUCUGUCCUCCCAUUCAUGCAGUGGGUAGCAGUCCCCGCCGAGUCGCCAGCCAGGCCGUGUCACAUCCUCGCCAAAACAGAAAGCUCUGUUCUCUAAUACGGUUGGAAAGGGUUGUGACCCUGUAAGGUAGUAGCCACCAUGGCAGAAGCUCACCAGGCGGUGGCCUUCCAGUUCACCGUUACCCCUGAUGGUAUUGAUCUCCAGCUGUGCCACGAGGCUCUACGCCAGAUCUACCUCUCUGGUCUCCACUCCUGGAAAAAAAGGUUCAUUCGCUUCAAGAAUGGGGUAAUGACUGGUGUGUACCCGGGCAGUCCUGCUGGCUUCAUGGUAGUGGUUGUGUCCUACAUGUCCUACAAUAAAUAUAAACAGCUGGAUCCCUCUCUGGGGUUGAUUGCCAAACUGGGUCAACACAUACCCAUCAGUCGAUACAUGUCCACAGACAGCCAGAGGAUAGUAGGAGGAGUUCUGGUGGGCACGGGCCUGUGGGUCACCAUAAUUAUGGUUAUGAGGAAUGUCCUAAAGUGCCUGUUGUCAUGGCAUGGCUGGAUGCAGGCUCGCCAUGGUACUGUGUCCUGGUCUGUUCGACUGUGGAUGUUAUUAGUGAAGGUCUUCUCUGGCAGGAAGCCAAUGCUCUACAGUUUCCAGAACUCUUUGCCACGGCUACCUGUUCCCAGUAUCAAGGACACCUGCAGAAGGUACCUGGAGUCAGUGCGCCCACUGAUGGAUGAUGAGAAGUAUGAACGGAUGGAGGGCUUGACUAAAGACUUUGAGAAGAACCUGGGACCCAGAUUGCAGUGGUACCUCAAACUCAAGUCCUGGUGGGCCUCCAACUACGUCAGUGACUGGUGGGAAGAGUAUAUUUACCUUCGAGGCCGUGGGCCCAUCAUGGUAAACAGCAACUAUUAUGCCAUGGAUUUCCUGUAUGUGUACCCCACCUCCAACCAGGCUGCCAGGGCAGGCAAUGCAAUCCAUGCUAUCAUGCUCUACAGGAGAAAACUGGACAGAGCUCAGAUCAAACCAACAUACUUGCUGGAUAACAGGAUUCCUCUGUGUUCGGCUCAAUGGGAGCAGAUGUUUAACACCACCCGCGUUCCUGGUUUGGAGACAGACACCCUUCAGCACGUGAACGAAAGCAAACACAUAGCUGUGUACCAUAAGGGUCGUUUCUUCAAAGUGUGGAUGUUUUAUGAUGGACGGCUACUGUUGCCACGGGAGAUAGAGCAGCAGAUGGAGAGGAUCUUGGCCGACCAGUCGGAGCCAUUGCCAGGAGAGGAGAAGCUCGCCGCACUUACUGCAGGGGAAAGGACACCAUGGGCCAAAGCUCGUGAAACCUACUUUGCCCGAGGUAAGAACAAGCAAUCACUGGACGCCAUUGAAAAGGCAGCCUUCUGUGUCACCCUCGAUGACACCGAGCAGUGCUACGAUACAGACAACCCAGUCAAGUCUCUGGACAGCUAUGCCAAGUCCCUCCUCCAUGGAAAGUGCUACGACAGGUGGUUUGAUAAAACCUUUAACCUGAUCGUUUUCAAGAAUGGCACCAUGGGUCUGAACGCAGAGCAUUCCUGGGCAGAUGCUCCAAUCGUUGGCCAUCUGUGGGAGCAUGUUCUUUCCAUGGACCCUAUAAAGUUGGGAUAUAAUGAGGAUGGUCACUGCCGUGGGGAGCCUCACCCCAACCUGCCAGGUCCUCUAAAGCUGUCAUGGGACAUCCCUGCUGAGUGCCAGGAGGUCAUCGAGAGCUCUCUGACAUUAGCCAGAACUCUGGCUGAUGACGUGGAUUCUCACAUUUUCCCCUUCAAAGACUUUGGCAAGGGUCUGAUAAAGAAGUGCCGCACCAGUCCUGAUGCCUUUAUCCAGAUCGCCCUACAGCUGGCCCAAUACAGGGACAAAGGCAAGUUCUGCCUGACAUACGAAGCCUCCAUGACACGUUUGUUCCGUGAGGGCCGAACAGAAACUGUGCGCUCCUGCACCAUGGAGACUUGUGCCUUUGUUCGUGCCAUGAUGAGAGACGAGACAAGAGAAGAGCGUCUCAGGUUGCUCAAGGUGGCUGCAGAGAAGCACCAAAACAUGUACCGCCUGGCAAUGACAGGAGACGGUAUCGAUCGCCACCUUUUCUGUCUCUAUGUAGUUUCCAAAUACCUGGGAGAAGACUCACCCUUCCUCAAGGAGGUCCUGUCUGAGCCGUGGAGGCUGUCCACCAGUCAGACGCCCAUGCAGCAGGUUGAACUGUUCGAUCUGGUCAGACACCCCGAGUUGGUGUCCUCCGGAGGGGGAUUUGGUCCAGUGGCUGAUGAUGGUUAUGGUGUCUCCUACAUUAUUGUUGGCGAGAACCUCAUCAACUUCCACAUCUCCAGCAAACAUUCAAGCCCAGAAACAGACUCCCAUCGUUUUGGCAGCAACAUCAGACAGGCCAUGCUUGACAUCCUGGAUCUCUUCCAGCUCGACAAGAAAACCAAGUGAUUGUCCUCUCCAUGGGUAUAUUAAACAUAAAAAGUUGUUUUCAGCGAGAAACGUAUUUGUCCUCAAGCUUGUACAGAAUCAAAUAUUGGACUUUGGGGUAUUUAAGGUUAAUUGUUACGGAAAUUACAGAAAUAAGGGUGAUUGAUAGGAAUUUGUCACUAUAUUUGUGAGGCGUUCAUGUGUACUGUAUAUCAUAAGCAAGGGGAGAUUCUGGUGUUAUUGGGUACAGGUAGUGCACAGAUCAAAGUUUUUAUUCACAGGACUGUUUCAAGGGUGCCUCAGUGACCCGCUUACACAAAAAAGGACAGAAAGGGAAGAGGAAAAUGAAAGAUCUAGUCUGAUAUCAAGUCUGUAUCACCACAUUAAGAGACAUUUCAGCUAAAGGAUUGUUCAGUAGCGUCAUGCAAUAUUUGACUCACAUUUUAAGUUGAGAGAUGGAGCAAUAUUUUUACUAGUUUUUGUCCCAAUUUUGAAAAUCCUAUGACUUCUUUUAGUUUUUUUUUUGGCUUCUUCUGGUCUUUCCAAUUGCAGCACCUGACUCAUGUGUAACUAGCCAAAGCAGCAAACAUGAAGUUUAAUAUCAUCAACAAAUUGGCAUUUUGCUUUUUAUUAAUUUUAUAUGGCUCGGCCUAAGCACUAGGUCUGAUUUGCUAGGCUAAACUAUUGUCUCCAGUAAUCUUUUACCUAUGGAGCCAGCUGAUCUAUGAAUAUAUGAAUAACAAAUAUUCAGCUUUGAAGUGGAAAAUGUAUCCGUGUGAUCCUGGAUACGGACACAGAAAACUAAGGAGCCACUUUCUAAUCAAUAGAUCAACAUUGCCACAAUACAGAAUGUCGAUAUUGCGGCAAUAUUGUGCAGUACAUAUUGCAUAUGUACUGCAGUACAUAUACAAUAUAAUUUACACCGAGGAGUCUCGGGGCCGACAGAUCAUUUUGUACGUGUUUGUCGUUUUCAUACUCAGGUUUUGCUAACUUGGCCUAGUAUUGUAGGGUAUCGGAAGAUUAGCGCUUAUGUCGCCGUGCACAUGUGCAACAGUAGAAGAAAUUGAAAUGCAGAACAAUGCCUUGUGAUCCCGAUGAGCUGGUUGGGGGUGUAACAGUAAAGGUUUUCAGUGAAAGUAUGGCAGUGCGAAGCUGACAGUGACCUUUGUUAUGUUACUUGUGUUUAAAAAAAAAAAAAUGGGUCAACUGUACUUAUAACUCUGUUAUGCACUCCGCGACUGGUCCUUUAGUUCAAACUAACCAAUUCCUAGCUCCAUCGGCAGCCUUUUAUCAGAUCAAGAUGGAUUGUAAACUUUUUAUGAGCAAAGAAGUUGUCAGUUACAGGCAUAGAGGCAUUUUAACUGUCAAUAUGAGGUGCAGUAUAGUAGUAAAUAGUUUUUCUGAGAGUAAUGCUUAGGAAGUCCAGAUAUAGAAGGGUUGUCACAUAGGAAUCCAUUUCCGAAAUGUAUACGUGUGAGUUCAUUAUAUUAUUUAUUUUUUUCUCCAUGUUUUAACCUCUAUUCACAAAACAGACAUGCAUAUUUACCAGCUGAUUGUGGCUAACGAUGAGCAAAAUGCCUCCUUUUUUUGAAAUGACUGUGUCAUCGCUUGAUAUCACAGACUUUGCCAGUAUGUUGUAGUUGAAUGACCUCUUAUCUCAGUAGACCUCAUGUUUACACUGCUGCAUGGUUUUUGAAGAUGAAGCUGUAUAUGUUUGCCUUUUAAUUUAAAGAUGGUGUAAAAAGGCAGGCAGCUGAUAUACCAAAAUGAGUUUUAACAAUAAAGUGAAUGUCCGACA